CACAGCCACCCGAAGUGAGCGGACGUGCCGUCGGCGCUCUCCGGACCCCGAAAUCUGCCCGAAGAGAACGUACGUGCCGUCGGCGCGCACUCCGAACCGAUCCGACGUGAGCUUUGGCCGUCGCCCCCUGCCCGGGCCUCCCGAGGCGCGAGCUUUGCCCGUCGCCCCCCGCCCGGGCCUCCCGAGGUGCCGUGCGCUGUAUGUGCCAGUCACCACGGAAUACGCACGAAUCCCCUCCGUUUGCGCCGCUGCCGACCGCUAAACCUACAUCCGAACUUUUUUGGACCGUAUCGAUGUCGGAAAGUCUGCUCCUGGCCAGCCGCCGCACUGGGUCUUGCCUCGCUAGAGGCUAGGCCAAUCACUGGUAGCGCACCCACCCCCAACAGCCAUGGAGGUGCAAUCGCAGGGCGAAGACCUCGACCCGACAACGUUCAGACCCAGUGAGUGGACCACGAUACUCCGCGCGUACAAGGGAGGCAAACCAAGCCCGGAAACGCUGGUUGUGCCUCCUCAUGCAGCCCCUGUUCGAGAUAAGCCUGCCGCGCCCGCCGUCGGUGCUCCGGCCGACACUGCCCCUGCGACCUUCAAGCCGACAUACCGUGCUCAACAACAACAGCUGCGCGUGACGCACGCAAUCGCAUUGCGAAGUAAGCAACUUGCUUCACUCCCUCCCGGCACUAUAAGGGUAGUCUUCCGACCAAGAGGAGGCCUCGCUUUGAACGGAGCCAUGGCGCAGCCACUCAUGAAAGCUCUGCGAGUCACCGCCGCUGACCGGGACCUAGGAGAGUUUCACCUCCGGAUUCACCCGACGAAUAACACCUUCACGGUCGCUACACCUCACGAGUCAACGGCCCUUCACCUCGUCCAAAUCAAGGAAGUGAUCCUUCAAGAAACCAGUUACCCCGUCGCCGCCUACAUCGCACCGCCGCCCGCUGCUGCGCGCGGAGUCAUCUCGCAAGCCUACUGGGCGGAAACACCGGAAGAGAUGCUACAAGACCUCCAGACUCGCAACCCGGAAGCUGAUAUCAUCGCAGCCCGCAGAAUGGGUAGGACCCUUUCCAUAUUGAUUACAUUUGCGCAUGGCCCAGUCCCUCACACCAUACGCUACAUGAGUGUAGUGCAUAGAUGCACGGCGUACAAGGGAAGUCCAGACGCGUGCACAAACUGUCGUCGACCGGGCCACAGACACGACGUGUGCCCCCACCCCAAGAGUGGUCUCUGCCCGCGGUGCGGGGACAAGCAUGAGCUGCAAGAUGUUCCCUCCUGCAUCCCGAUCUGCAUUCUCUGUGGGGGGCAGCACCUCACGGGCACCGGCUCGUGCAAGGCAAGAAAUACCGCCACCAAACGACUUAUCCCACCGCCCCAGAAGUCAAAGUUCCCCACCAAGAAGGACUUUCCCCCGCUUAGCACGACCCUCCCGUCUACCUCUACAUGGGCUUCCAAGGUUGCCAAGACGAACAUCAUGACUUCCCAGGACUCGGACGUGAAGGCUCUGCGGGAUGAGGGACAGCCCGCCAUCUCAAGCUGGGAGGACUGGGAGGUCCUGCUCUCGUCGACGGACCCAACAUCGCAGGUUACUGCGGUGGCUCGGGCUGCCGACGUCAUGAGCAAAAGGAGCAUGAACGUUACGACGUAG
This is a messenger RNA of Dermacentor andersoni, 1636 nucleotides long. RefSeq lists its product as uncharacterized. NCBI's taxonomy places the organism in Eukaryota, Metazoa, Arthropoda, Arachnida, Ixodida, Ixodidae. The record is from RefSeq and is a predicted model, not a curated record.